CUCGUGAGAUGCUGCAAAUCGAGCGAUCGAGUGCGUAUUACGCAAUAUCCCCGCCUGUCCCGUGCGCUAUAACCGGAUCAGCGUCUGCACUCUGCGUCUCUCCGUUCCUGCAGACCAGACAACCUGACACUCUCCACUUCGCAGAUCAAGACACUCACAUUCCGCCACAAUGGGAAAGGAGAAGCUCCACAUCAACAUUGUUGUGAUUGGCCACGUGGACUCUGGCAAGUCCACUACCACAGGACACCUUAUAUACAAAUGUGGAGGCAUUGAUAAGAGAACUAUUGAAAAAUUUGAAAAGGAAGCUGCAGAAAUGGGAAAAGGUUCAUUCAAGUAUGCCUGGGUUCUGGACAAGCUGAAAGCAGAAAGGGAACGUGGCAUCACAAUCGACAUCUCACUGUGGAAAUUUGAAACUAGUAAAUACUAUGUGACCAUCAUUGAUGCCCCAGGUCACAGGGACUUUAUCAAGAACAUGAUCACUGGUACAUCCCAGGCAGAUUGUGCAGUGUUGAUCGUGGCAGCAGGUGUGGGAGAGUUUGAAGCAGGAAUCUCUAAGAACGGCCAGACACGAGAGCAUGCGCUUCUGGCAUAUACACUGGGUGUUAAGCAGCUCAUUGUGGGCAUUAACAAAAUGGACUCUACUGAACCAAACUACAGCCAGAAACGAUAUGAAGAAAUAGUGAAGGAAGUGAGCACCUACAUCAAAAAGAUUGGCUACAAUCCAGACACAGUCGCUUUUGUUCCCAUUUCAGGUUGGAAUGGAGACAACAUGCUGGAGCCAAGCCCCAAUAUGACAUGGUUUAAGGGCUGGAAGAUCAACAGAAAGGAAGGCAGUGCAUCUGGGACCACACUUCUGGAGGCUCUGGAUGCCAUUCAGCCCCCAACACGUCCAACAGACAAACCCUUACGACUUCCUUUGCAAGAUGUUUACAAAAUAGGAGGUAUUGGAACAGUGCCAGUGGGCCGUGUGGAGACUGGCAUCUUAAAGCCGGGGAUGGUGGUGACUUUUGCCCCUGUCAAUGUGACCACAGAGGUCAAAUCCGUGGAGAUGCACCAUGAGGCACUGACUGAAGCACUUCCUGGAGACAAUGUGGGAUUUAAUGUCAAGAAUGUGUCAGUGAAAGACAUUCGCCGUGGCAACGUGGCUGGGGACAGCAAGAAUGACCCGCCCCAGGAAGCUGCAAACUUUACUGCCCAGGUGAUCAUCCUGAAUCACCCUGGUCAAAUCAGUGCUGGUUAUGCUCCAGUGCUAGACUGCCACACUGCGCACAUCGCCUGCAAGUUUGCAGAGCUAAAAGAAAAGAUUGACCGACGUUCUGGAAAGAAGCUGGAAGAUAAUCCGAAAUCUCUCAAAUCCGGAGACGCUGCCAUUGUCGAUAUGAUUCCUGGGAAGCCCAUGUGUGUUGAGAGCUUCUCUGAGUAUCCCCCACUUGGUCGCUUUGCUGUGCGUGACAUGCGUCAGACGGUGGCAGUCGGUGUGAUCAAAGGGGUGGAGAAGAAGGCUUCCACCACUGGUAAAGUCACCAAGUCCGCCCAGAAGGCCCAGAGGAACAAAUGAAUGCUGUGCUCAUCUGCCAGCACCAACAUCUGUGACAGGACAUCCACUCUCCUACAUCCAACAACUGGUCAUUUCAACCCGAUAAACAAGGACUGGCUUACCACAAUGCACCGGAAAAGCAUUCGAAGGAAAACAAUACUUGUUGAUGGAGCACUACCGACUAAAUGUAGUAAUGUUUAAACUGUACUUUACAAUGUAACGCUAGUGCUGGAGGUGUACAGGUUUGUGGCAAUAUCCUUCUGUGAAAACAAGCUCUUCAAUACUUUAUUAAUUAAUAAGUAAAUGAGUGUGGUACUUUUGUGUUGUAUUACUGCAGUGAUCAAUAGGACAUAUAAUUAAAAGUUUAAUUCUGUUUUAGAUGUGUCUGUAUAAGCUUUAAAAACAAAGAUGUGAAAAUUUGCCUUCUCUUGUGAAGUCAAGUACUUCAAUCAUUAAGCACUUUAAUUGGAAUUUUGCUGAUUUUGUAUCUUCACUUAAGUAGAACAAUGACAUGCUACUGCACCUUUCUAUUGUAUACAUUAAACAUUUCACAAAAAGUGUU
This is a messenger RNA of Periophthalmus magnuspinnatus, 2099 nucleotides long. Its product is annotated as elongation factor 1-alpha, somatic form. The transcript has 8 exons. NCBI's taxonomy places the organism in Eukaryota, Metazoa, Chordata, Actinopteri, Gobiiformes, Gobiidae. Gene Ontology annotation, molecular function: GTPase activity; GTP binding; translation elongation factor activity. Gene Ontology annotation, biological process: translation; translational elongation. The record is from RefSeq and is a predicted model, not a curated record. The coding region runs from base 170 to 1558 and encodes 462 amino acids.